This is a messenger RNA of Pistacia vera, 1041 nucleotides long. RefSeq lists its product as uncharacterized. The record is from RefSeq and is a predicted model, not a curated record. The coding region runs from base 1 to 963 and encodes 320 amino acids. Lineage: Eukaryota; Viridiplantae; Streptophyta; Magnoliopsida; Sapindales; Anacardiaceae. The transcript is spliced from 4 exons.
AUGUAUCUAAAGAAAUAUCGUGCUUCAUCAAGAGUGGCAUUACCUUCUUUACAAUCAUUUUGGAGGAAUUUCUCAAGCUGGGUUACUUUAAGUACUAAAUCUUGUGGUAUGGUUGUAGUCACUUUACCUGGUUUUGUGAAUGAAGAAGGAGAAGAAGAAAAACGACGAAUCAAGCUUUUGAGCACCAUUUCAGUAGCGCCGUUUAACUCUUUGGUGCCUUACUCAAUAGAUCUCUCGAGUUCAAGAGGUUUAAGGCUUUGUACCUGUAGCUAUGGGUGUCUCACCUCCAGGCUGACUUCCAUCGCUCAUCUGGAUCCAGAUUCUCCUCCUCCUCAUCGUCCUCCUCUACUGCUUCAGCUUCUUCUCGUCAGAUCUCGAUAUCUCCAACAGCUACGUCAGAAACUCCUCCUUAGCUUCUCUUUCCUCUGCCUCUCACUUCUUCCCUUUUUCCCUUUCUCGAAAGUUAGUGCUCUCUCAGAUUUUUGCACUUUUUUGUUUGCAAGGAAGUUUUGGAGGGACGAAGGUUUCUCCAGAGUUGCAGCUUAUCUACUGCAUUUGGUGGAGGUCUGGGAGAUUCUUGCAGCAUGUUCGGUGUUAUGUAGCAUUGGUAUGAAGAGAAAAGAUGGUCUCCAAAGGGUGAAACAAAACCAGCUGCAAAACCUGCUGAAACGAAUCGUAACAUUAACAAGUUCCCAUAAGGUGUCAAAGGUGGUGUUUCAAGAAAACCAAGGGCACUUUCUCUUGAGGAUGAGAUUUUUACUGAGCACGUCUCAAAUAACUCCUCCAGCAGUGAAGUUCCGAAGGGUAAUGGCAAUAGUUGUUUAUACGUUUUCCCUUUUUGCUUUAGUUAAAGACAAUGUUGACUUCAAUUACCAGGAAAGAUGUUUCACACUCCAUCUCCAUACACCAGAUCCCUUGUCACCCUUUGAUAUAGAUGAUAAGUUAGGCCAAUUUUUCUUUUAGUGUCAGUGAUGAGCAGAGUCUAAAUGUACUCUUUUCUUCUCCAUCUUUAUCCUAUCCUCAUUUUGAUUACAUGAUUUA